Messenger RNA from Glossina fuscipes, 830 nucleotides. Its product is annotated as glycine-rich RNA-binding protein 5, mitochondrial-like. The transcript has a single exon. The coding region runs from base 96 to 371 and encodes 91 amino acids. NCBI's taxonomy places the organism in Eukaryota, Metazoa, Arthropoda, Insecta, Diptera, Glossinidae. The record is from RefSeq and is a predicted model, not a curated record.
UGGCUUCCACUAGUCACCACCACUUGCAUCAUCAUGUUCUCAAGCAACCGGCUGCCAGUCACGUAUGACAUGGAGAGUCAGGCGGAGCUUCAACAAUGGGUGGUGGCAGUGUGCUAGGCGGUCCUGGUACUCUCAUGAGCACAGCGGGCAAUAGUGUUGGGGCUCCACCUGGUAGCUUAAUGCAUAGUUCUGGUGGCGGCGGUGGUAAUGCCAGCGUUAAUACACCUGGCAGUAAUGUAUAUGGCAACGGCAGCGGCGCUGGCAAUGCUGGCAGCAAUAGUACAGCUCCCGUUUCGGUAGUAGUAUCAUUACCUGGCGGCCCAGGCGUCCAGCACCCGGGUCAGGCAUUAAGUGAUUAUGGUCCUAUAUAGUUAAUGGUACGACCGGACACAAAUCAUUGGGUAUCUACAAGUAGUUUUAGUCAGCUGUAAAGUGUGCAAAAGUGAAGCGAUAUAAGUAGUUAAAGUAGUAGUGUUUCUUUCAUAUAAAAAAAACUUUGCCGUUCGCAUAAGAGAGUGAAAGGAACUGACUCAUGUUGUUGCCAUCAUCUCGAGAAUUUCUCCAAAAUACUAUGAAGAAAUUUACUUUCAAUUUACACUUCCCAAACUUGCCCAUCUUCCCCAAAAUUUCAUCUAUCACCGUGCUCUCUCUCUCUCUCUCUCUCUCUCUCUCUCUCUCUCUCUCUCUCUCCCUCUCUCUCUCUCUCUCUCUUUCUGUUUCUCUUUCUUUCUUUCUUUCUUUCUUUCUCUCUUUUUAACCCAAAAAUAAGACGCCAUAUUAAUUUAUAGUUUACAUUUUAAAAUUUAUAUAUAAUAUGUAUAAAAGAAAAA